Molecule: messenger RNA, 3169 nt
Organism: Tachysurus vachellii
Lineage: Eukaryota; Metazoa; Chordata; Actinopteri; Siluriformes; Bagridae
Gene: brd3b
Product: bromodomain containing 3b
Exons: 13
Coding region: 311-2566 (751 amino acids)
Biological process (GO): chromatin remodeling; regulation of DNA-templated transcription
Cellular component (GO): chromatin; nucleus
Source: RefSeq, a predicted model, not a curated record
GCUACUGCGCAUGAGCAGAACACUCACUCACACACGCACACACACAUAUACAUACACACAACUACAGAGUCGAGCAAGCCGUGUAUUAUGCCGCUUCGAUGCAAUAAAAAGCUACCGGAAAAUCUGCAAGGAAACGCUACCGGAGCUGCUUGGAGUGAAAGUAAUAAAGUAUUGCUGACGCUCAGGUCCUGAGAUGGGAUGUGUCUGUCGUGGAGGGAGUAAGGAGAAGAAAGAGGAACUCUGUAAUCAUUAGAGAAAUACAUCCAGAUCCAACCUCGAUCGAGCCACGUUCUCCUCUCCGCUGUCCACGAUGUCGGCGGUCACAUCUCCCACCCAGGCUGCUCCCGCUAUAGUCAACCCCCCUCCACCUGAAGUGACGAACACCAGCAAGCCUGGCCGAAAAACCAACCAGCUCCAGUACAUGCAGAAUGUUGUGGUGAAGACGUUGUGGAGGCAUCAGUUUGCAUGGCCUUUUUACACACCUGUGGAUGCCAUCAAAUUAAAUCUUCCAGACUAUCACAAAGUCAUCAAGAACCCAAUGGAUAUGGGGACGAUCAAGAAGAGACUUGAGAAUAAUUACUACUGGACAGCUGGUGAAUGCAUGCAGGAUUUCAACACUAUGUUCACAAACUGUUAUAUAUAUAACAAGCCUACAGAUGAUAUUGUUCUUAUGGCUCAAGCUUUGGAAAAAAUUUUCCUCCAGAAGGUGGCACAGAUGCCCCAGGAGGAGGUGGAACUGCUGCCACCACCUCCGAAAGGCAAGGCACGCAAGCCGGGUUCUGUUCCUGCUUCAGAAGCUCAGCAAGCUUCAGCACUGUCCUCGACCUCCCCGUCCUCAUCAUGUCCAAGCUCUCCUCCGCAGCCGCCUCAAACUCCUGUAAUUGCAGCGACACCUGUACCGACCAUCACCUCUAACGUCCAGGCGGUUCCACCAGCUGCACCCAUGAUCCCAAGCGCACAGCCUGUUGUCAAAAAGAAGGGGGUAAAGCGGAAAGCCGACACUACCACUCCCACCACCUGUGCUAUCACAGCCAGCAGAGGUGAGUCUCCAACUCCCCUGUUGGACUCCAAACACAGCAAGGUGAUCUCCAGACGCGAAAGCACCGGCCGACCCAUCAAACCCCCGAAGAAGGACUUGGACGAUGGUGAGCUCCUGCAGCAGGGGAGCAAGAAGAGCAAACUGAGCGACCACCUCAAAUACUGUGACACCAUCCUGAAAGAGAUGCUGUCCAAGAAGCACGCCGCCUACGCUUGGCCUUUCUAUAAACCCGUGGAUGCAGCAGCACUGGAGCUGCAUGACUACCAUGAAAUCAUCAAGCAACCUAUGGACCUCAGUACAGUCAAAAAAAAAAUGGACAGCAGAGAGUACCAAGAUGCCCAAAGCUUUGCAGCAGAUGUCCGGUUAAUGUUCUCAAAUUGCUAUAAAUAUAAUCCGCCUGAUCAUGAGGUUGUUGCCAUGGCAAGAAAACUUCAGGAUGUAUUUGAGAUGCGUUUUGCUAAGAUGCCAGACGAGCCUGCUGAGCCCUCGUCUCCUGGAGGCACCUCUGCCACGGCGGUUGUAAGUAAGAGCACAGGGAGCAGUGAGAGCAGUGCCGACUCGUCCAGCUCCAGCUCUGAUUCGGAGGAGGAAAGAGCCACCCGCCUGGCAGAGCUGCAGGAGCAGCUUGCUAGAAAGUUAUGGUCAGAUCUCAGGGCCCAACAGUGGCAGCUUGGCCAUGCUGGAGCUUCAGGCCAUGACCUUUUAAUCAACCCACCAAUACAGUCACUAGACAACGAAGGAAAAUGUUUCGAAUCCACAAACAAGCUGAAGGCUGUUCACGAACAGCUGGCCGCUCUUUCGCAGGGCCCCGUCAGCAAACCAAAGAAGAAGAAAGAAAAGAAAGAAAAGGACAAGAAGAAGAAAGACAAAGAGAAAGACAAAGCCAAGGCUAAGGUGGAAGAAGAGAAGAAGACCAAGUCCUUGCAGCAGAACAAGCCGAGUCAGCCCAAAAAGAGUUCAGCCAGGAAACCCAACAGCACAUCUACUACCAGGCAACCGAAAAAAGGCACCAAGCCAACUGGAGCAAAUUAUGAGUCGGAUGAAGAGGAAGCACUUCCCAUGUCAUACGAUGAAAAGAGGCAGCUUAGCCUGGACAUCAACCGGCUGCCUGGUGAGAAACUGGGCCGUGUGGUGCAUAUUAUCCAGUCCCGUGAGCCAUCGCUGCGUGACUCCAACCCAGACGAGAUAGAAAUCGACUUUGAGACGCUCAAGCCGUCGACACUGCGCGAGCUCGAGCGCUACGUCAAGUCCUGUUUACAAAAGAAGCAGCGCAAACCAUUACCGGGCACUGGGAAAAAGAGUGCCAAGACUAAAGAGGAACUGGUUCAGGAAAAGAAGAAAGAGUUAGAAAAGAGGCUGCAGGACGUGAGCGGACAGCUGAACAACAACAAGAAACCGCCCAAAAAAGAAAAGGCAGGCUCAGCGCCAGGGGGUGGGCCAUCUCGGCUGAGUGGCAGCAGCAGUUCUUCUGACACGGGCAGCAGCAGCUCCAGCGGCUCCAGCUCCGAGACCAGCGACUCGGACUGAGCUCUCGACAUGUACACUUCAACCUCCUCCAUUUUUCUAAUGAGUAGUGUUUGCUGUCCUGAUAGUGUCUCACCUGAAGAUCUGUUACAUAUGGAGUUAGAAGCUAAAGACAGAAGAUAUUUUAAAAUAACCUGUUGUAGAAUGCCCUUGGCUUGGAUAAAGACGUAUACAGAUAAAGAUAGCUGACAGUGGAAACAGGGGUGACCCUCAAAGGGAAACACUUGGUCAUCGCCAGAAAAGAUAUUUUUGUGGUGGUGGAGACCUUUGAGUUGUUUGUUUCCUCCCCCUGGGUUCUUGCUCAGAAGAACCCAAUAACAGGUGCAUAUUUAAUGACUGACAAACACCUGGCCGUGUUUCAGUAAAUUAGUAGCUUCAUCAUGUAUGAAAGUGUGAAGGAGCAAGCAGUUAACGUUCUCUCUUUCUGCAUUGAUGGUCAUGUAAGCAUGACAGUUCAACUCAUUCCACCUUUCUUUUACAGGUAACGAUAAUAACGUAUCGUUGCCAUUUUAAAGAAGAACUUUAUUUAUUUUUCACCUGGUAUGGUUCAUCUCCUGGUUUGCCAGGAGUUACAGAAUUAUCAAGAAUUCAGUGGAACUUAUAAUU